Messenger RNA from Radiomyces spectabilis, 1029 nucleotides. RefSeq lists its product as uncharacterized. The coding region runs from base 140 to 742 and encodes 200 amino acids. Lineage: Eukaryota; Fungi; Mucoromycota; Mucoromycetes; Mucorales; Radiomycetaceae. The record is from RefSeq and is a predicted model, not a curated record. The transcript has 4 exons.
UUUUUUUUUUUUGUGCGGUGUGUGUGUGUGGUUUUUUUUUCUUGGAUCAAUCCCGUUCCUUAUCGUUUCUUCAUCCUUUAUUUUUUUUUCCUAAUAUAUUGUUUUUAAAUCAUACAUUCCUUUCUCAUACCAUUACACUAUGAAUCUUAAUCAUACACACGUUACUGCCAAUCCUAUUGUGUUGACGUCCGUUAUCAUUGCCACUAUUGGUUGGUUUGUCGCAUUUGUGGGUUCAUGUAUUGCUGGUCUGCGUGGUGUAAGUUGGUGGAUCAUCAUCUAUGAACUUCUUUUACUGCUUGGUCUGUUCUUGGUGCUCUGGAAAUCCGUGUUUCAUCAUUAUCGCAUCUUGUUAUCCGUGUUUCUGGCUGUCAGCAUCGUUUUACUGACGAGUUACAUCGACGCUUAUCUGUAUAUGCAUAAAAAAGGUACCACUGCCUGUGCGGCUGGCGCAGUAAUGAUGAUCAUCAUGCAGUUUUUCUGGGUUUUCAUGGUGGGCAGUACCGAGGAAUCAUGGGUACUUCGUAAUAUCUAUGGCCUUCGAGCGUCGUCUUCUGGUACUCCAUCUGUAGUCACCAUGCAAAUGCAACAACACGGUAAAGAGAGCGCGAUAGCAUUGUCUUCAGCGGCUGGCGUGGCUCCCAUAGGAGGUUAUCCGUACCAUACCGGAUCCAUGAAUAGCGUGGCUCCUACUGUCGUCUUUGAUCACAGAAACAACGCGGUGGCAUUGCAUAGCUGUAAGUGACACAAAAAUCAACCCAAAAAGAAAGAGGGGUGGGGGUGGGGAGAGGAAUCAUAGGGUGACCACGGUCUAAUUUAUGUUGGAUUAGAUCAAGCGAAUCCCGAGGAUCCGAAUGAGUUAUCGUUUGCUAAAGAUGAGGUACUCGAGAUCAUUGAUCGGCGCGGCAAUUGGUGGCAAGCGCGAAAGCACGACGGAACGAUUGGUAUUGUUCCCAGUAACUAUGUGAGUGUGCUAUAGCAGCAAAGAAACAGCGGAUCAUCCGUGAACUAAAGUUUCACUGACAUUGAACU